Molecule: messenger RNA, 2601 nt
Organism: Sesamum indicum (sesame)
Lineage: Eukaryota; Viridiplantae; Streptophyta; Magnoliopsida; Lamiales; Pedaliaceae
Product: U-box domain-containing protein 17
Biological process (GO): protein ubiquitination
Molecular function (GO): ubiquitin-protein transferase activity; protein binding
Source: RefSeq, a predicted model, not a curated record
GCGUAGAAAUAAUAGAAUUUGGUAGAGAAAAAAACCCAAGAAGAAUAUAUAAUUUAAAACCUUGAAAACGUAUUGGUAGUAAUAGAAAUAGAAAAUUGAGUGAGUCAAUCUUACUGGAACUUAGUUAGAAAUCAAAACCCUUUUUCCGUGAACGCGGAAUCAGAACCCACAUAGUUUUUCCAAUACCCAUAAAACGCGCCCAGAGGCCAUCCCUCCGAUUAUUUUCUCUUCUCUCCGUACCAAACAACGCUUCAUAUUCAAAUUCUUGAGUUCCAUUUGUAAAUUUGAUUACAAGAGUUUUUUCUUGCAGUAAUUACCAUGGCAUCCGCCGCCAUAUUUUCGUCGUUGAUGAGGCGGAGAUCACCGACGCUGGAGGCUUUUCUGGCGCCGGUGGAUCUACCAAAUGCCGCCCUUUUGGACACUUUGCGUGCUAUUUCUAUGGACCUGCUGUUAUCCUUUUCGGGUAAAGAUAAGACACCUCCCUAUUUUCAGGUAAAGAAUUCCAGAUCUUUAAUCCGGAAAAUCCAGGUGAUUUCUCUUCUCCUGGAUGCUUUCCGGGACUUGGGGUUCUCGAAAAUUUCUACCACUGUGUUUUUGUGCUUCAAGGAGCUGUACCUCCUGCUUUACAGGUCCAAAAUCUUGAUCGACUACGUAAAAGGGUCGACUAAGUUGUGGCUGUUGCUUCAGAACCAAUCAAUUUCGGGUCAUUUCCAUGAUAUGAAUCAGGAAAUCUCGACCCUUUUGGAUGUUUUUCCUUUGCGUGAAAUUCAUUUAUCUGAGGAUGUUAAAGAACAAGUUGAAUUGCUCAGGAAACAAUCAAGGAAGUCCAAAUUGUCGAUUGAUAAGAAUGAUGAUUUACUGAGGUUGAAGCUUUACUCUUUCUUGAAUGAGUUUGAGAAUGGAAGGAUACCUGACAGGAACCAGUUGUACUCUUUUUUUGUGGAGAAGUUGCGAAUUUGCAAUGUCAAGAGUUACAGAGAUGAGAUUGAGUUCUUGGAGGAGCAGAUUGUGAAUCACGAUGGGGAUAUUGAGCCUACGGCCUCCGUUCUCAAUGGAUUUGUGGCUUUAAUGCGGUACUGUAGGUUCUUGCUGUUUAGAUUUGAGGAUGAGGAUGGUGAACUGGGAAAGUGGAAACGCAGGACAACGAAGAAAGGGCUGAUCACUCGGGAGAUUGCCGACACAUUUAUUACAAUCCCCAAGGAUUUCUGUUGUCCAAUAUCACUGGAUUUGAUGCAGGAUCCUGUAAUAGUGUCGACAGGGCAGACCUACGAGCGUGCGUCUAUUGCGAGAUGGGUGGAGGAAGGGCAUUCCACUUGCCCAAAGACAGGGCAGAUGCUUGUUCAUACUAAGUUGGUGCCGAACCGGGCUCUGAGAAAUUUGAUUCUGCAAUGGUGUAUGGCUAAUGGAAUUCCGUACGAUCCACCAGAAAAUGCAGAUUACUCCUCUGAAUGUGCAGUUUCUGCUCUUCCCAGCAAGGCAGCCAUGGAAGCCACUAAAGCCACAGCAGGUCUUCUUGUUGAACAUCUGGCAAAUGGGACCCCAAGAGCCCAGACUGUGGCUGCGAGGGAGAUUAGGUUGUUAGCUAAAACAGGAAGGGAGAAUCGGGCUUGCAUUGCUGAGGCUGGAGCUAUACCCCUUCUGAAAAGACUGCUUUUGUCUUCAGAUGCUUGUGCGCAAGAGAAUUCUGUGACUGCAAUGUUAAACUUGUCAAUUUAUGAUAAGAAUAAAAGCAGAAUUAUGGACGUAGAAGGAUGCUUAGGCACGAUUGUUGGAGUUCUGAGAUAUGGGCACACUACUGAGGCGAGGGAAAAUGCUGCAGCAACAUUAUUCAGCCUCUCUGCUGUGCAUGACUAUAAGAAACAAAUAGCCCAAGAAGGUGGGGCAGUAGAAGCUUUGGCUGGACUGCUGAGAGAGGGAACUGCCAGAGGCAAAAAAGACGCGGUAACCGCCUUGUUUAAUUUAUCCACCCACACUGAGAAUUGUGCAAGGAUGAUAGAGUCAGGAGCUAUAACAGCACUAGUAGGAGCACUGGGCUGUGAAGGUGUUUCUGAAGAAGCUGCAGGUGCAUUGGCCCUGAUCGUGCGACAGCCAGUGGGGGCUGAAGCAGUCGCGAAAGAGGAAAUGGCAGUGGCCGGGUUGACUGGAAUGAUGAGAUGUGGCACUCCAAGGGGAAAAGAAAAUGCUGUGGCAGCGUUGCUUGAAUUAUGUAGAGGAGGUGGUGCAGCCGCCACAGAGAGGGUGCUGAAAGCUCCGGCGCUCGCUAGCUUAUUGCAGAGCUUACUCUUUACGGGUACCAAAAGAGCUAGGAGAAAAGCAGCGUCACUUGCUAGAGUCUUCCAGAGGUGUGAGAAUGCUUCGUUGCAUUUUGGCGGGUUAGGUGUAGGGUAUGCAUUUGCAGGGAACUCAGCUGAGCCUAGAGAUACAAGUUUUGCUGGUGAUGUUGGAAUGCCAGUCUCCAUUUCUGUGCCUGUAUUAUAGUGGUGAAAUGCACAUUUGUGGUGUUGUUUAACCCAUUCGUUACUCAUCCCAUUUUUUAUCUGUAAUAGUUACAAAAAUUUUCAUUCAAAUACCAAUAUAAGAAAAUGAGGUUAUAGACAUAAA